AUGGCUCGCAAAAUCCAAAACAAACAUCCAUUGGGAAUCAAUUCGGACACCUUGAAAGAGACUGAACGCUUUCUAAUGAAGACGGUACAGUACAGAACCUUUGGAGCAGAGAUUGACUGUCUGCUGGCAAAUUCGCCCAUCCCUAGGAAUAGCACUAUAUUGAGCUUGGAUCCAAAGCUGGAUGAACAUGGUAUUCUGUGUGUUGGCGGACGCCUAAACAAAUCAGAUUUUGAUGCUCGCCUGAAAAACCCGACCAUUAUUCCUGGUGACUCUCACCUUGCGAGGCUCCUAGUGCAUCACCAUCACUCAAGGGUCAAACAUCAGGGUCGUACGUUCACAGAAGGAGCAGUUAGGUCGGCUGGUUUAUGGAUCACUGGAGCUAAGAGGGUGAUCUCCUCGCUCAUAUACAAAUGUGUUUCAUGUCGGAAGCUCCGUGGAAGACAACAAUACCAGAAGAUGGCUGAUCUCCCUAGUGACCGUCUAAUGCCAAGUCCUCCCUUCACUUACGUUGGAUUAGACACCUUUGGACCAUGGUUUGUUGUUACACGUCGCACUAGAGGGGGUCAGGCUAAUAACAAGCGGUGGGCUGUUUUAUUCACAUGUCUUACCACAAGGGCUAUCCAUAUCGAAGUUGUUGAAGAAUUAUCUUCUUCUUCAUUCAUCAACGCUCUCAGAAGAUUCAUUUCAAUAAGGGGACCAGUGAAGGAACUGAGGUCGGAUCGCGGAACAAACUUUGUUGGAGCAACAGAUGCCCUCAAGAUAAAUGUUGUGAAUGUUGAGGACAAUUCUAUCAAGCGUUUCCUAGAUGAUGAAAGGACCAAAUGGAUUUUCAAUCCACCACAAUCCUCACACAUGGGCGGCGUCUGGGAAAGGAUGAUAGGAGUCACACGAAGAAUUCUGGACUCUAUGUUGGCAGAAACCCGCCAUAGGCAUUUAACUCAUGAAGUUCUAUCGACAUUCAUGGCCGAAGUAUCUGCGAUUGUGAAUGCGCGACCUAUCGUCCCAAUUUCCUCGGAUCCUCAGUCGCCAGAAAUUCUUACCCCUGCCAUUCUCUUGACUCAGAAGACUAAUCAUGAGGUGGAACCAAUGGAACUUUGUGAUUCCAAGGACUUGCUUCGAUCGCAAUGGCAGAGAGUUCAAUCCCUCGCAAAUACGUUCUGGAAUCGUUGGAGACAGGAAUAUCUCCACACUCUACAGCCAAGACGGAAGUGGUUUCAGGACCAGCGUAAUGUGCUACAGGGUGAUCUUGUUCUACUGAAUGAGAAGAACAGUGCUAGAAAUGAUUGUCCAAUGGCAGUUGUCGAGAGAGCCUUCCCAAGCAGUGAUGGGAAAGUACGAAAGGUUGAACUUCGAAUAAUGAGAGGAGGAAAGAUUACGAGGUACAUUCGUCCAGUUACAGAGUUGGUAACACUGCUAUCUCCAAACUCUGAUACUUCAUAA
Haliotis rufescens (red abalone) is the source of this 1440-nucleotide messenger RNA. RefSeq lists its product as uncharacterized. NCBI's taxonomy places the organism in Eukaryota, Metazoa, Mollusca, Gastropoda, Lepetellida, Haliotidae. Gene Ontology annotation, biological process: DNA integration. Gene Ontology annotation, molecular function: nucleic acid binding. The transcript has a single exon. The record is from RefSeq and is a predicted model, not a curated record. The coding region runs from base 1 to 1440 and encodes 479 amino acids.